AUGCACGGCCGGGACGUGUCGGCUUUUGACAUGUUUCGGAAAAUGCAGGCCAGCGGUUGGCACUCCGACCAGUUCCUGUUUGGAUGGAUAGCGGACGACCGGAGCAGAAUUCGCGAGGAAUUCGCUGAGCCCGGCGAUCGCGUGCGGUGUAUCGAAUGCUGGAGGCGAUAUGGAAAAGCAGCCCCAUGGGAUUGCGGAGUGUGCGAGUCAGUGUGGGCCAAAUGUUACCCAAUGAAGAUCCAGAAGCGAGGCUGCCCGGACGGAAUCGCCAACCUAAUCGAUUUGGCACUUUGCCCAACGCGACCACGGCUAUGCGGACGUGUCCAUGAGGUAUCCGGAAUACAAAAGGACAACUCCUGGGAUCUGGAAGCGUUUUUGCAAGCAUUCGAACAACGCCUUAAUCGCCUGCACAACGGCCAGAUGACGUUGGUGCGCGAGACGGAGCACGUGAAAAUUCUGGAAGGAUGGAUGAUGAAACGAAUAAAAACGGUUUCCGAGCCGACCCUCCUUCGCCACUUUUGCCGUAUCAAUGUCUAUGGGAAAGAAUUUCUCGCCGCCUUUCUAUUGUCGGACAACGUUUUCUACGGCAUGGAGAAUUUUUUCGUCGCUGUUAUUGAUAAC
Messenger RNA from Mesorhabditis spiculigera, 621 nucleotides. NCBI's taxonomy places the organism in Eukaryota, Metazoa, Nematoda, Chromadorea, Rhabditida, Rhabditidae. The record is from the annotation of a GenBank genome assembly.